AGGUCUACUCACAGCUUUAAGGCUCUGUAUCAAGAAUAUACAUGAGCCGUGAACCGUCCAGUGCAUUGGGAACUUCGGCGGGGAGAGGUUCCCCGUCCGCUGCCGGCAUUGACGCUCAGCCUGAGUCUCCUCCAAGGACGACAACGAGGCUUCCGGAGUCUUUGGCACUGAAAUCACUUCCCAGUCUUAGUCGGACGCCGUCGGCAUCUGGCACCCUGGAAGCCUUGGCCUUGUUGUCGUCACCCCGUUCCUCGCCUGGCGGCCCCCGCUCUCGCUCUCCCUUGCCUCCUCGCCCUACGUCGUCGCCUCGUAAUGCAUCCGGCAGUCCCUCCCUGCCACUCCCGACGUUCAUGUCCCCGACCGCCUCGUCCACGAACCGCUCCUCUCUGACCGGUCUGCCUGAUCAGCUUGUCAUUCAUGGCCCCUCUUCCUUGUCUUCACCCUCAUCCCGUGUCCUGAAUGCCUCCCCGAUUGUGGGUGAGCUGCACAAGAUCAAGGAAGAAGAGAACGAAGAUCACAGUGAAAGCGGACGAUCCCGAAACUCGAGUGCAGCUUCAACCAGCCUAGCGAGUGGGCGUUCGCGUGAUCCGAGCAUCGUCAUGGCGAGCGGGCAGGAAAUCCAAUCGCAAAACUCAUCCCCUUCAGUGCUUGCCGUGCCCACCUCGUCGGGAUCUGCUUCCUCUACCCAUCUGGGGGCAGCCACGACCUCUCACACGUCCCCAAAAGCGAAGGCCAAUGGCGACGUCUUUGACCGCCUCUUUGCUGGGCGUCCCUCCCGCCCUUCCACGCCAGCGGAGAGGGAGACGUUGACCGCCGAGCACACCUUCCAACCCAAUCUGGCCAAGGUGGAAAAAGACAGGCACAAGGGAAUGGAGAGGAGGGAGGACGGCCUUGUCUUCGAACGGCUGUACAAGCAGGGCGUGGGCCAGGCAGAAUGUCGUCUGAAAGCGGCGGAAAUCAAAGCUAAGCAGGAAAGUGCAAGCUGUUCUUUUGCUCCAAGACUGGUGACCGAGGAACACAAGCGAUUGCGAGGCUCGCCCUCCCCUCCCGCCCCUGAGCAUGCCGCCGACUCCCCCCCCGUGCAUGAACGGCUUUACAAGGGCCUGGAAAAGCGUUUGGACUACUUUGAAAAGGCGGAGAAAAGGAAAUCAGAGAAGGAAACUCACGGUUGCACCUUCAUUCCUGCGAUCUUGAAGACCCCCGUGGCUAUGAAAGCAGCGGCAGCGGGCUUGAGGGCCGAAACUGGAGAGGCCGGAGAGGCGAAGGAGGGAGUGGGGAGACAGGAAGAGACAGAGGAGAAGGCUGGGGAGGGAAAGAAAGAAAGCGCUUCGAAAAAGGUCUGGGAGCGCUUGUAUCACGCGCGGGUGCCGUUGGAGGCGAAGAAAGCCCGCCAACGUCAGGAAUACGAGGAUCAAGUCUUACCAUUUCGGCCUGAGCUGGUUACCAAGACAAACGUGAGAGAAGAGAGAAGCAGGGCCGGGGAACAAGCGGGCAGCAAGCCUGGCUACACAGAUGCCCAUGGACGUCUGUACGAAGAGUCUAUCGCUCGCAGACAGCGGGCUUUGCACCGGGAAGUCCAAAUGCCUGAAGGGUGCACUUUCCAACCCAACAUACAAGUGCUCACUUUGAAAGAGCAGAGCUCAGUAUCGAUGACACGGGCAGGGUCACCGAAUGACGCAUUACGGAUGGACGCCAUGUACCGACGUGGAACGGAGAAAGGAAAGCAACAGCUCGAACAUGAAAUUGCCUCCCGCCCACCGCCGCCGAAAUCGGACGAGGAGGAAUGCACUUUUUUCCCCCAAACAAAUGUGAAGGCGAAGCGUGCCAGAUGAGACCCAGAGGGAUCUUGAACGGUUCAAGAUAUUGGGCGCGGUGUCGUGCUUGACGCCGACUUGAUUUGUUUUGAUAAGAAAAAGGAAACGCUCGAUUAAUUAUCAUUGACCGCUCGCGUCGGGAGCAGAGACGUCGAUCAAACAAGUGAAAAGGACAGUGACAUGAAAGAGUGAAUGAGAAAGCCAAGUCAGGACGGAGAGACAGCAGCUUUAAGUGGGCGGAAAGCACUUUGUCGGACUCGAGGGGGGGAUGGAAGGCUCUGAAUGGGAGGAAAGGGAAGAAGAUGGGGGCACAACUAUCAGGAUUGAGUUGGCUUACGAGGUCACUACAAGAGAAUGAACAUUCCUGACAACAUACGGAAGAAGGAGAGAAAGAUGAAUUAAGAUGUGAUGUUACUGUGCAGAGAGUAAUUUCCUCCCAUCCCAUCGAAGUCAAGCGUAGGAUGUACCAAAAUAGAGGAAAAGGACACCGUACACACCUCCCGAUAUUUACACAUGGCCGAGGAGGCCAUCUAUCCUGAGAGCAUGAUGUGGGAGUGUAUAUAUUAAAUAUCUACAAUGUAAUCCGGCGUCGUGGUCGACUUGAAUGAAUUAUACGAAAGGAAGAAAAAAAAGAGCCUUGGAAGCAGCUAGGGGAACCAGAGAAACGAACGGGCCCGUUGAGGCGUUUCUAGCGUCCCUGCCGAGCCAUCGAAAAGCCCCC
Nannochloropsis gaditana CCMP526 is the source of this 2535-nucleotide messenger RNA. RefSeq lists its product as uncharacterized. The record is from RefSeq and is a predicted model, not a curated record. The coding region runs from base 42 to 1832 and encodes 596 amino acids. The transcript has 2 exons.